AUGGAGUUGGCAUCAUCAGGUCAUCUUACAGGCGCGGAUAUAAUCAGUCCACUCCUCGAUAUGUUUCGCAACACUCUGCAUCUCGAUCCUCUCAUCGUGGUGAACUUGGGACUCCUUGUGAUUGGCAUCUUAACCUCCCUCCGUUCGACUGGAAAUAUCGUCUACAGCUACGCCGCAAAGACAUUUCUGUCAACCGUUCACGUAAAAGUCGAUGAUCCCUCUAUCACGAACUCAUCCGCUGGAUGGCAGACCAUAUCCAACAGCCUCAGUUACUCCGACCCUCUGAUGGGCAGGGAAGACAAUACCCACUUAACCCUACAAUGCCUCAGUCUAUCCCUCUCACCACUCAAGUCCUUCCUCGAAGAAGUUCGUGCUUAUUCUUGCAAGGCAUCCGAAUCCACCAUCUCGAUCUACCGCACCCAGUCCUUCUAUCGGGAUAUCCGCUGGAUACCCAUCGCGACUCGCCCACCCCGAGAUAUCUCCACCGUCAUCCUGAACGAGAACAAAAAACAAAGGAUCCUCCAAGAUAUAUCCGAGUACCUCUCCUCCAAAACCAGACAGCGGUACGCCAACCACAGUAUCCCCUAUCGACGCGGUUACCUCUUUUCUGGACCUCCAGGCACAGGUAAGACUAGCCUUGCGUCCGCCCUCGCCGGAGUCUUCGGUCUAGACAUCUACGUCCUAAACUUGCGAAUUCCAACGAUGAAGGAGCCAGAAUUUAUCCGCAUGUUCUCAGCUAUCCCGACGCAGUGUAUCGUGUUGUUGGAAGAUGUUGACGCCGUAGGGCUGAACAGAAAUGAACCCAUGGUCCCUACUACCACCAACACAAGUGAUAGUACCUACCUAGAUAAUACCCCAAAAACACUAGGACAACCGAGAGCCCCAGAACCUGUUCCAUAUACGGCAAACGCGUCCACAAUCUCCCUAUCUGGUUUACUCAACGCAAUCGACGGCAUCUCUUCCCACGAGGGCCGCAUUCUGAUCAUGACAACCAACGCGCCGCAGCAACUAGACCGCGCAUUGAUCCGCCCGGGACGCGUGGACUUGCAUAUACGAUUCGAGCUUCCGUCUCGCGAGGAGCUGAAGAACUUGUUCUUAAGUCUAUACAGUUGUGACCGUCAGGGUGAUCAGGAAAAGCAAGAGCUCCGGAAUGAGAAAGAAAAGCCGGAAACCCUUGCGGAACAGUUUUCGAAUAAUCUCCCUGAGGGUCGGUUCAGUAUUGCUGAUGUCCAGGAGUUCCUGUUGCAGUAUAAACGGGAGCCUAAGAAGGCGUGUGAGAAUGUUGCUGGUUGGGUGGAGGGAGAAUUGGGUGUCGAGGGUGAACGAACUACUAAUACUGAGUAG
This is a messenger RNA of Aspergillus luchuensis, 1344 nucleotides long. RefSeq lists its product as uncharacterized. NCBI's taxonomy places the organism in Eukaryota, Fungi, Ascomycota, Eurotiomycetes, Eurotiales, Aspergillaceae. The record is from RefSeq and is a predicted model, not a curated record. Gene Ontology annotation, cellular component: mitochondrial inner membrane. Gene Ontology annotation, molecular function: ATP binding; ATP hydrolysis activity. Gene Ontology annotation, biological process: mitochondrial respiratory chain complex III assembly; protein insertion into mitochondrial inner membrane from matrix. The coding region runs from base 1 to 1344 and encodes 447 amino acids. The transcript is spliced from 2 exons.